Humulus lupulus (European hop) is the source of this 1092-nucleotide messenger RNA. RefSeq names its product UPF0481 protein At3g47200-like. The record is from RefSeq and is a predicted model, not a curated record. The transcript is spliced from 2 exons. NCBI's taxonomy places the organism in Eukaryota, Viridiplantae, Streptophyta, Magnoliopsida, Rosales, Cannabaceae. The coding region runs from base 1 to 1092 and encodes 363 amino acids.
AUGGUAAGUGAAAUUGAGGGAAAUGCAGUUGCCGAAGAAUUUGUCAAUGAGAAAAUAAAAUCAGCAAGUUCUAAGCUAAGUGCUGAGUUGAUGAGAGAAAAGACCAAUCCGCCGAGACCAGGGGAGAGGAAAUUAUCAGGUCGCGACAAAUUCCCACAACCGAAGAUACAGAAGGUUCCUCAGGUGCUUAGAGAUGAACAGAAGAGCUUGGAGAUGCUCUACGACCCAAAGUGGAUAUCAAUAGGCCCUAUUCACCAUGGCAACCCCAAAUUCCGGCUUGCAGAGAAACAUUUCAAGUUUCUCUUCGCAGCGAAGUUCGUCGAAAACAGCGGCCACCAAUCCUACGACCACCUUUACAGAAAAGUAAUGGAAAGAAUUGAACUGCUGAAGCAAUGUUUCGAUGAAGAGGUGCUCGAAGAGUAUUAUCGUGAAGAUGGCAACGAUGAUGAGGCCUUGGGGUGGAUGUUGUUCUUGGAUGGAUGUUUUACACUCCAAUUCAUUUACAGCACUAUGAAUGGUGAGCUGAGAAAUUUUGAGAUUAAAAAUGACCAGGUUGCUUUUGUGUUACACGAUUUUUUCUUGCUAGAGAAUCAAAUCCCAUACCUUGUCCUGAAACUGUUGAUGGACAAUUCGAAAAAGGAAUUCUCUAAGGAGUUGCAGGGCUCGAUCAUGCUGCAGUUUGUUAGUUUGAAUGUUUUGACACCUGAGAAGUAUCGCAAGCCUACGAUGGUCCCUCCAAAGGAGAUGCCAGUUCAUCUUCUUGAUUUUCUACGCUUGGCACUCCUUCAACAAUCUUAUCAUUACGGUAGUAGUGAUGAAGCCCGGGGGUGGAGAGCAAAACAACAAACUUUUCGCAGUGUGAUGGAUCUUAAGGCAGCCGGAAUCAACUUAAAACAGAACAAGAGUGGCUCUUUAAAAGACAUAAAAUUUUCGUCGAGUCUCUUCUCAGCUGAACUAGAACUUCCACCAAUAAUAGUAGAUGACUCAAUGGCUCCUAAAUUCUUGAACCUGAUCGCCUUUGAAAUGUGUCCAGACAAUACCAAGACCGAGUACGAAAUCUCAUCUUACAUAUUGUCAGGUCCCGACCAGUGA